Molecule: messenger RNA, 477 nt
Organism: Benincasa hispida (wax gourd)
Lineage: Eukaryota; Viridiplantae; Streptophyta; Magnoliopsida; Cucurbitales; Cucurbitaceae
Source: RefSeq, a predicted model, not a curated record
AUGGACACUUCAACCACCACUAUCAGAUGGGCAAUAUCUGAGCUCAUCAAGCAUUCACAUGUGAUGAAGAAAAUGCAAGAUGAAUUAGAAAAAGUGGUAGGUUUGGAUAGGAAAGUGGAAAAAUCCGACUUGGAUCACUUAGAAUAUUUGGACAUGGUCGUUAAGGAAAUUCUCAGGCUACAUCCACCAGCUCCAUUAUUAGUUCCACAUGAGUCUCUUGAAGAUUGCAUUGUUGAUGGCUUCUAUAUUCCUAAGAAAUCACGUAUAAUAGUGAACAGAUGGACAAUUGGAAGAGACCCAAACUUUUGGAUUGACCCAGAAAAGUUCUUUCCCAAAAGUUUUAUUGGUAGUCAAGUGGAUGUGAAAGGGAGAGAUUUUCAAUUGUAUCUAUCACACCCCGCCCCAGACUACCUUCUGAGCCUGAGAAAGGACGUGACUAUAGCAGUUAUCAACCUUUUUGUUGACACUACUGCCUAA